This is a messenger RNA of Diabrotica virgifera virgifera (western corn rootworm), 16250 nucleotides long. Its product is annotated as transmembrane protein 272-like. Bases 250 to 906 code for a protein of 218 amino acids. The transcript is spliced from 5 exons. Lineage: Eukaryota; Metazoa; Arthropoda; Insecta; Coleoptera; Chrysomelidae. The record is from RefSeq and is a predicted model, not a curated record.
CCCAAGAUACAAAAACAAACCAAAUCCAAAUGUUGUCAAAAUAUUGUUGACUUUGACACUUUGAAGACUGGUAGAAUUAUUUAGUUUUUUAAUUUUAGGAAAAACUUAUUUAAUAAGGACGUAAUAAUGAGAUCAUAUUUUCCAAAUAUUUUGAAUAUUUAGUAAAAAUUUUAUGUAGCUCACAUAGAAGUAAGGUUUGUAGUUUGUCAAAAGUGGAAUACAUUAUUCAAAACAAAAUUCUUAGGAGAUAUGUCUGGAUCUUUUCCAGAACAAGGAGCUCCUCCUUCAUAUGAAGAGGCUAUAAAUCCGAAUGCUCCACCUCCAUCAUAUGACUCACUAUUUGGAAGAGUAAGAGAAGCUCAAAAAACAAGUAAAGGGAUUCUAGAUUUUCUUAAGAAUAUUAUUAUAAUUGUUUUAGGCACAUUGGGCUGUACAAUAAUAUUAGGUGUUACAAUAGUUAUUCCAAUAUGUAUGAUUGUCAUGGGAUCCAUAUAUUUGCAUGAUUGUCCACAAGGAGAAUACAUUCCUGUUUAUCUAUUAGUAGGAGGUAUAUUUGGUGUUGUUAAACAACUUUUGCAUUUAUCAGCGAGGGUGAGGCAAACAGAAGAAGAGAGACAAGAGGAAAAUUUGCGGCAGUCACCAACACAGACAUUACUAAAUUGUUUUAUGUUAGGCUGGUUUAUAAUUGGUUCUGUAUGGGUGUAUAAAGAAUACGAACCAAACUACGAUUCCGCACGGGGUAAAUAUUGCAACCAAAACCUGUAUCUAUUUGCGUUUUGGUUAAUAACUUCUGUAUACAUACUCCUAGGUGUUAUAACAGUUUGUUUAUGUUCAAUUAGCCUAGUCACGAUAAUUUUUCACACAGACCAAAGGGACGACAAUGAAGUUAAUGAUAGAUUUUGGUAAAGACUUGAUGAAAAACAAUUGUAUCAAAAAAAAGUACCGUGUAUGUUAUGAUGGCUUAUGAUGUACAGAAGCUUGCAUUUUUUAUUGGAAUAUUAAUGAAGACGAGUCAAUAUUUGCCUUCUGUCAAAGGUCAAAUAAGGAAUAAACAAAAAUUUGGUUAUAGACCUAAUAUUUACUACUUCCAAAGAUUUGGUAUAAAAGAUCUGAGAUAUCGAACGAAAUAAAUCACAAAUAACUUAAUCAAUACCAGAAUAUUCUCUAAAUAAAGAAUAAUAUUAUAAUAUCCUGUCAGGAUUGUUGUGGCUUACUAAUGAACUGCAUAAUACACUUUUAUUUCUGGAAUAUUCUGUAAGUUAUGAGUGUCUUGUAGUCUUAUAUCGUCGAUAUAAUGUCUUGAGAUUAUUGAUUACUCGAAAUGUGGCUAUUCCUAAAUAUAGUCGAACAACUGUGAGAAUAGAGCCAUGACUUAUGUAAGGGAACAAGGUUUUGUAAUGUUUUGCAUGCCAAUAUUUAGUCAUCAAUAAGAAUUAUAUAAAUCAUAUACAAAGGUCGCCCAAAACAAGUUACGAUGACAUACACAAAUCGGAAAAGUCUAGGGAUAUUUUUAGAAAGAGGUGUAAUUACUUCUUUAAUUUAUGGAAAUGAAAGGCAGGUAUCGAGCACUGAGUUUAUUUAAUCUUGCCCCCAAGUAUACUUUCUGGCAACGUGUCCAGACAGAAUGAAGGACGGAAGAUGAACUCGCAAACUAGUUGAAUGGAGACCAAGAGCCGAUAAACGUAGCAGAGGAAGACCACCAUUACUAUGGCAAGACGACUUACGAAAGACAACAAAAAACUGGAUACAGAAAGCACAAGUUAGAACACUUUGGAGACAAACAGGGGAGGCCUAUAUCCAACAGUGGAUUGAGAGAGGUUGAUGAUGAAGUAUACUUUCGCUCCUAGUGCAUCAUCAGGGGCGUUUCGUCAAAUCACGAAGGUAUCCUAGAAUGUCAUAACAGUCGAAAGUAACACAUACCAGAUAAUACACACUGAACAAUGGACAAACAGUCAGGUUCAUAUUGAAGAUGGAGGUACAAUCUUCCACAAUCAGGAGGAGAUAUGGUAAUCAAUGGAGGUACAAUCCGUAAUUGUACCUCCAUCUUCGAUAUGAACCUGACUUAGUCUUCUUCUUCAAGUGCCGUCUCCUAAUCGGAGGUUGGAUAUCAUCAUCACUAUCUUUACUUUAUCCACCACUGCUCUAAAGAGUUCUAUAGAACUGCAUCUAAACUAGUCCCUUAAAUUCUUUAACCAUGACACUCUCCUUCUUCCUAUACUCCUUCCGCCUCUUAUCUUUCCCUGUAUUAUCAGUCUUUUUAUUUCAUAUCGCGGUCCCCUCAUUACGUGUCCCAGAUAUUGUAACUUUCUUAUUUUUAUUGUGUUUAUUAUUUCGCAUUCUUUACCAAUUUCUCGCAAUACUUCCGUGUUCGUUUUCCUCUGUGUCCGUGCUAUUCUAAGCAUCCUUCUGUAACACCACAUUUCAAAUGACUGUAGCUUAUUUAUGUGUUCUUGCUUUAAUGUCCAGCUUUCAAGUCCAUAUUGUAGUAUCGAGAACACGUAGCAUCUCAAAGCUCUUACUCUCAGUUCUAAGCUAAGGUCUUUGUUGCAGAGAACUGUUUUCAUUUUUACAAACGCAUUUCUUGCUAUUUCUAUCUUGGUCCUUAUUUCUGUUGUUUGAUCAUUUUUCUCUGAAAUCCAGCUUCCUAGGUAUUUGUAUUUAUCAACCCUUUCUAUCGGUACAUUUCCCAAAUGUAUGCUUGUUUGUAUGUUUGUUUUCUUAGUUAUUAUCAUGUAUUUGGUCUUUUUAUAUUCAUUUUUAGUCCAUAUUCUUCAUAGAAAUUGUUUGUUUUGUUUAGUAGUAGUUGGAGUUGUUCAGCAGAGCUUGCUAUAAUCACGGUGUGAUCUGCAUAUCUUAUGUUGUUAAUAGAUCUUCCGUUAAUUAUUAUUCCUUCACUUUGAGAUAGCAAUGCUUCUUCAAAAAUGGCUUCACUAUAUGCAUUAAAGAGUAAUGGAGACAUAAUACAUCCCUGCCGAACUCCUCUCCUGAUUUCAAUUUCUGGACUGGGUUCGUUAUCUAUUACAAUUUGUGCUCUUUGAUUCCAGUAAAAGUUUGUUAUUAUUCGUAAGUCCCUUUUGUCUAUGUUUUUUGUCUUUAGAAUUUGGACUAAUUGUUCAUGUCUUACUUUGUCAAAAGCUUUCUCAAAAUCAACGUAACAAACAUGCACAUCCACAUUCAUGUCCUUGCAUCUUUGAGCUAACACAUUAAAAGCAAAUAACGCCUCUCUGGUUCCUAGUCCGUUUCUGAACCCAAACUGACUAUCAUCUAUUCCUUCUUCUAGUUUUUUAUUUAUACGACCAUGUAUUAUUUUUAAGAAUAAUUUGAGAAUGUGACUUAUUAAUGAUAUUGUUCUGUAUUCACUGCAAUAUUUAGCGUUUGUAUUUUUAGGGAUAGCACAAAAGGUUGAGAGUAACCAUUGUUUUGGUAUGUUUCCUGUUUUGUACACUGAGCUAAACAAGUCUCGAUAAUGUCUAAGGUUUCAUCAUUUAUGCAUUUUAAGCUUUCUACUGGGAUUUGGUCUGGACCGACUGCUUUACCAUUUUUGCUGUUUUUUAAUGCCGAUUUAAUUUCUUCUUUUAAUAUCUUCAAAACCGUAUCAUCUUCUACUUCGACUUCCAUCUGCUCUGUUCUAUUGUCUUUGAACAAUUCAUUUAUGUAUUCUGUCCAUCUCUUUAAUUUUUCGUUAGUACUCAACACAAGUUUCCCAUCUGUAUCUUUUAGUAUUCCCGGUUUUCUUUUCCUGUUGUUCUGAGUUAAUUCCUUAAUUUUUUAUGUGUUAAAAUUAUCGUGUCUUUUCUGGUGUUCUUCUAUUUCUGCGCAUUGUUCUUUUAACCAUUGUUCUUUAGCCUGCUUAAUUUUGGAUUUUAUUUGUUUAUCCACAUUUUCGUACAUCUGAUUAUCUUUGUUUUUAUGUUGGCGUCUUUCUUCCAUUAAAUCUUAGAUUUCCUCCGUCAUCCUAGUACCGGCAUUUAAUUUAAUUUUAAUCUGUUUGUCCAGUGUGUGUUAUAUGUUAUGUGUCCUUUUCACCAUUAUUUUACUUAAAUGAAACAAAUGUUACGACAUCCUAGGAUACCUUCCUGAUUUGACGAAACGCCCCUGGAUGAUGCUCUAGUAGCGAAAGUAUACUUGGGAAAGAUUUAAUAAACUCAGUGCUCGAUAUCUGUCUUUUAUUUCUAUAAAUUGCAUAUAUUCGAGCAUUCAACCAUUUCUUCUUUAAUUGUUUUUUUACAAAUAAUAAUCACUUUGUAGUGAUUAGUAGUAUUUAAUAUAUGUACAACAAAAUUUUUUGAAAUGUCAAAAAUAGAGAGAAUGCCUUUCAGAGAUGUCAAAAAUAUCAAGAACUACAAUAAAAAAAAUUAGGUCAUCACAAAAUAUGGUCGUAAUUAAAACAGAAACAAAAUUAAUACACAAAGUAUGGCGUCCACCCUAGUUUAUUACGGCUCUACAUCUUUCAUUCACAGACAAAAUGAAAUUUUUGAUAUUCUGUUGAGGUACGUUUGCCUAUUUUUCUAUCAGAUACUCUCGGAAACAAAACGGUGUGUAUGUGUUACUCAUAUCUGGAGUAAUUCUUCGUUGAAACAUGUCCCAUACAUGCUCGAUGAGAUUCAGGUCGGGGGAUUGUACUGGCCAAGGCAGCACAUCAGUACCUUCGUUGAUAAGCCAGUCUGUCUCUGGGCCUGCGACAUGCGGACGACCAUUAUCAUGCAUGAGAUGGAAGUUUUGACCAAACGCAUCAGCAAACGGACGAAUACUCCAGGGAAAUAAGCUAGAAAUAGACCAUGUUCGGGACACUCAAAUAUCAAGGUAGCUGACUACUUUUUUAGUUAUUGUAGACCUAUAGGAAGAAAACCUACCUGUUUCCUGCCUAGAGUUCGGGUCCGUUUUUUAAUUAUUGACAAUUUAGUGCAAAAAUCGCGAUUUUUUCGAUUUUUUGCACCUCAUUCAAAAGCUAAAUAGUUGACAUAAAAUUACAAAAUUUAAUUUUUUAGGUCAUAGAAAAACCUUCAAAAUGCCGAUUUUUGAAAGUUAAAAUGUUAAUUUGUUGCUUCGCAAACUGCAAAAUAAGUGAAAAUCGUUAUUUGUUAAUAACUUUUACUAAACCUACCUUAGAAUUUUAGUGUUUCACCUAAAGUUGGGUAUUGGGGUACUUAACAAACCCUCAAAAUUUGAGACCGAUCCAUUAAUUAGUUUAAAAGUUAUUCUAUUUGUUUAUCCCAGAGACCUUUAUUUUGCAAUCACAUAAGACAGAAAAUAAUGAAGAUGGGACAAUUCUACGUAUGCCAAAUGAAAGAAAAAAAAUGGUACCAUCAAAAUGUACUAAAAGACGAUAAAAAGUUAUCUAAUAUAGUCAAAAAUCCUAAUGCCAAAUUUUUGAAAUUUUGUAGUUUAUAAACAUUUAAAAUAAUGUCGGUCUCAAAUUUUGAGGGUUUGUUAAGUACGAAAAUACCCAACUUAGAGUGAAACCCUAAAAUUCUAUGUAAAAUUUAGUAAACAAAUAUAGAUUUUCAUUUAUUUUGCAAUUUGCGAAGCAACAAAUUGACUUUUUUAAAAAAUCAGUAUUUUGAAGCUUUCUAAAUGUUCUAAAAAAACAAAUUUUGUAAUUUUAUGUCAACUAUUUAGCUUUUUAAUGGGGUGCAACAACUCGAAAAAAUCGCGAUUUUUGCACUAAAUUGUUAAUAAUUAAAAAACGGACGCGAAUUCUAGGCAGGAAACAGGUAGGUUUUCUUCCUAUAGAUCUAUAAUAACUAAAAAAUUUAAUCAGCUAACUGUAUAUUUAAGUGUCCUGAGAAAAUCCUUAUUUCUCUGGACUAGAACGAUAUGUUGUAGAAUAGUGUCGAUGUAAAAAACUUUGUCAUAUAUUCGUUCAUCACUUUUGCCGUUGUGGUUUACUAUCUACAGGAUGAACAACUACUGUACAAAUUCAGUUGUAAUUAAAACGACCACGUGAAUUUAUUUUUAUUAAUUUUAUUAUGAUAUAAAAAUCUCCCUAGACCUUGCCGAUGUGUAUUUGUGUGUUUCGACCCAUAAGUAAAUUGUGACUCGCAGGCGUGUCACGAAGCUUUUUUGUGUGUAAAAAAUUAAGCAUCUUUAAUUAUUGCCCACGCAUUGAAUUCUUGAUCUUUGGGAACGUGAAUAAGUCGAUAGGACUUAGGUCGGGGCUAUACGGUGGAUGGUUUAACAAUUCGAUGUUUUGAAGCUCCAAAAACUCUAUUGUUUUUUGGGCAGUGUGAGCACUUGCAUUGUCCUGAUGUAGGAUGAUUCGUCGUUGUUUGUUGCUUUGUCGGAGUUUCGCGAUAACUCCUCGUAAACAAACGGUUAUAUACCAAUCAGAAGUAACCGUUCUUCGAUCUUCUAACGCAAUUGUUGUCACAUGACCAUAUUUUGACACAAAAGUUGCGACCAUUUUCUUUAACACACUUCGAGAACGGAUCACUUUUGUUGGUUUUUCCUCAUCGUGAAACACCCACACAGCGGAUUGUCGUUUAUUUUCUGACUCGUAGGAGUAAAUCCAAGAUUCAUCGCCACUAACAUUACUACAAACGUUUUUGGGCUUCCUUUGUUAAACCGUUCCAACGUUUUUCGACACCAAUUGACACGAACUGCUUUUUGCUCUUCUGUGAGCAAAUGAGUGAUCCAACGGGAAAUCAACUUCGUAACACACACUUCUUCAUGUAGGAUCUUUUGGAUCGAGGUCUUUGAAAUAACCAAAGAUGCCUCUAUCUUCCGGUAUGUUACACGGCAGUUAUCCUUAAUUAGCUGACGAACCGCAUCACUAUUUUUCUGUGUGACUGCUGUUUUGGGUGGACCUGACCUGGAUUCAUCGCUGAGACUGAAGCGACCACGUUGAAGUUCGCAGUACCAGCGGGAAAUAGUUGACUGGUGUGAUGCUUCAUUCCCAAACACAGAAACCAUUUCAGCGAGAUUUUGCUGCUGGGAUAAUCCUCUUCGAAAAUUGUAAAAAUUAUUGCACGAAAAUGUUCUCGGCUAAGAUCCAUUUUUCGACUGACUUGCUAAUUUCACAGCCUCUAAGCCUCUAGCCUCUAAGCGGCUAUAUGCAAAACUAAAAAGACAAACCUCGUAUGAAUACUGGUGAAUGUUUGUCUAUGUUUCGGGAUAUUAAUUACUAUAACCACAUAUAAAUCUGAUUGAUGACGUGCACGGACUUACGGGGAAAAUAUGCAGAGCUUUAGCUUUCCAUAACCUUAGAUCCUCGAAUGACAAACAGAUCUGAUAUUAGUACUAUAUUUUUUCUACUUAACAUAAGAACUCGAUGUCCAACAUUACGCAAAUAUAUUCUUGUUCCUUUUCUGUUUUGUAGAUGUAAAUUUUUUAUGCUGGUCAAAGUGUUAAAAAGAUAAAAAAAAACGUUCUUCAUUAGAGGCAAUCGGAUCGGUUUGUAUGAUAUUUGUCAUAAUAUAGAUAUUAUCUACAAACUGGCUAUUGUAAAUUGUUUUUUUUUUUUGCAAAAUUUAGUGGGUUACGCCCGUAUUUAAAAUUUGAGUCUGAUUUUAAACUUUAUUUAUUAAUUUUAGCAAGUAGUACAUUGUUUCGCGGUUUUUCUCCCAAUUUUAAAGAACCGCUUGGAUUGACAUGAAAUUUGGCAUAAACAUACGUAACAUGUCAAAGAAGAAAAAGUGAUAUUGUGCCGAUGUGUGCUUUCGCCCUGGGGGUGACUUUCACCCCUUCUCGGGGAUGAAAAAAUAUAUGUACAAAAUAAGUCCGGAAAUGGAUAAACUCAUUAAUUCUAAGCACCUUUUUUUUAGCAUUUUUUCACUAAGUUAAUACUUUUCUAGCUAUUUGCUAGUAAAUAUGUUCAUUUUUCAACAACAAAACACGUUUUAGGCGGUUUUUUGCAAAUAACUCAAAAAGUAAGUAUUUUAUCAAAAAAACAUUCUUAGCAAAAAUAUAGCUUCUAAACAAGUGAAAAAACGGUGAAUGCAUGAAAUCUCUAGAACCAGUAUCUCUAGAACCACAAAGGGAAUAUUUCAACGUGAAAUAUCCAAAAAAUGACAUAUCCAUUAUGUUUAUGCAAUUUUUGGGAAAAACUCAGUACGACUUUUUUUUUAAAGUGUUUAAAAAAUAUUUAUUUUUGGUUUUUAAAGAAGUUUCUAGCAUCAAAAGUAAGCAAGUUACGCUCAAAAUAAAGUUGAUCCCUUUUUUUUGUCAAAAAAUCCGGGAAAGUAACCCCCAAAUUAGCAUCUUAAAUAAAAUUAAUCGUUACCGCUUCACAGGUUACUUUACUUAUGGUAUUAUUUAUAUAUUAUGAUCUUAAGUGUUAUCGGUUCAAAGGGCUUAUUUUUUUUAAUUUGGUUUUAAAGUAAAAAAUUUUUUAUUUAAAAAAAAUGCUUUUUUUCAAUAUAAUUUAAAAUUUGUUAGUGCUAGCAAAAAUAACAAAGAACAAAAAAAUAUAGGUAUUACUUUUCUGAAUAUUUUGUAUUUUUUUGUUUUUCUGUAAGACAAAAAUUGGUUAAGAUAUCGCUGUUCAAAACUUGCAUACACUCGUGAUUAUUAACUAGUUCAAGCCCUUUCUACUACAGCCCCUUCAAAAGUAAGCACUUUGAACCGAUGAAACUUACAGAUCGUAUAAACAAUAUAUAGAUAGGUACACGAGUAAAGCAACUUGUGAAGUGGUAACGAUUAAUUUCAUUUGGGAUGCUAAUUAGGGGGUCAUUUUCACGAGUUUUUUACCAAAAAAGGGAAUAACUUUAUUCUAGGCGUUACUUCCUUACUUUUAUCGCUAGAAACUUUUUUAAAAAACAAAAAUAAAGAUUUUUUUAAAUACUUUAAAAAAGUUUAACGAGUUUUCCCCAAAAAGUGGGUCUAAGAAUCUGAUACAUACACCAUUUUUUUUAACUUUUUUAUGGGCUAUAUUUUUGCUACGAAUGUUUUUUCAGUAAAAUGCUAUCUUUUUAGUUAUUUGAAAAAAACCGUCUACAAACGUGUUUUUUUUUUGUUGUUGAAAAAUGAACAUAUUUGCUCGCAAAAUAACUCGAAAAGUAUUAACUUAGCGAAAAAAUACUAUAGAACAAAAGUUCUAUAGCUUAGAAUUAAUCAGUUUAUCCAUUUCCGGACUUAUUUUGAACGUAUAUUUUUUCACCUCUGAGAAGGGGUGAAACUCACCUCCAUGGCAAAAGCACACAUUGGCACAAUAUCACCUUUCUUCUUUGACAUGUUACCUAUGUGUAUGCCAAAUUUCAUGACAAUCUAAGCGGUUCUUUAAAAUUUAUAGGCUUUACAAUAUUUUACCGUCACGGAACGUACUAAAGGCAGCUACAGUAAAAAUUAAAUUUUUUGAUAUUGUUUGGCCCCUUAAGCUGGAACAUGGUUAAAUUUUCAAUUUAUUAGGAUUUACUUGACAUUAUACAGUGACGAGCGCGCUAAUAACAAGCAAAAUAACGCAAAAGAUGGAAACAUAAGACACUGUGAAAUAAAAAGAGAUAAAACUAAUAGAGGUGGAAAUUAUCGAUAUACACGUAAAAAUUAACAUUAUAUUACAUACGAGUAUUUUCCCAUCUUUGGACGUCUUUGACAGGAGUAUUUUAUUAAAUGCUCCUGUCACAGUGACAGUUGUCAUAUUCCUCCGAUACGUCUGAAGGUGGGAAACUAUGUAAUGUACCUAAUGUUAAUUUAUACAUUUAUAUCGAUAAUUUCCACCUCUACUAGUUUCAUUUCUUUUUACUUCAUAAUGUGCUAUGUUUUCCAUCUUUUGCGUUAUUUUGCCGGCUAUUAGCGCGCUCAUCACUGUAUUUCCAGUUGUAUAGGCCGUAAGCUUUCAUGCAACUCUGUUACUGGUACAUAAAUAAUUGUUACAAUUUUAUGAAAUGUUAUAAUUUCCUUAAUACUUUGUACGGUGAUUUUUUACUUAGGCAAAAUGUACUGCUUGAAUACUGAGCACUUUUUAAUUUGUAUGGUUUAACGUGUCAAAAUGGCCAUGCUUAAGAAUCUGUGAUAUCUUCAUUUUUGUAGUUUUUAUAUUUUGUAAGACCACAUACUUUUGAAACUUGUAGGUUUAAGUAUGAUAUUAUCUGAACAAUUUUGUAGUGCAUAGUUAAAGUCCCAUCUUUGUUUUAUUAGAUAACUUUUUGAUAAAUUUUUUUAUUAACAGAGAUCUCUAAAAAUGCGCAUGUUCUUACUUAGCCUGAAAAAUGAAAGAAUGUUUAUAAAGAGAGGAAUCGAAAAUUGACAAGUGGGAAAUGUUAUCAAAAUACGAAAUAGCCUUAAGAGGAAACAGUAGCAAAAACGCAUUCCAAAAUUGCGGCUGUAAUUUUGAAUAUUUUUUCGAGAUAUUUGGCACACGUAUUCGUAAUAUAAUAAAGAAUGGCGGUAUAGAGCCCAAUUUGAAAAAUAUAUUAAUAUGUGGAAAUUACUCUGUAAUUAAAUACAAUAUUAAAAAAACGAUCCUGUACCGCCGUUAAGAAGGACAAAAAAAUACACUUUCUUCAAAUAAACUUUUUUCGCCUAUAUUUUGUGUCAUUUUGGAACUACUAAAGUUUUUUAUUUUAUUAGUAGUUCCAAAAUGACACACAAUCUAGGCAUCGGAUAAAAAGGUUUAUUUGAAGAAAGUGUAUUUUUUUGUUCUUCUUAAUGGCGGUAAAGGCUCGUUUUUUUAAUAUUGUAUUUAAUUACAGAGUAAUUUCCACAUAUUAAUAUAUUUUUCAAAUUGGGCUCUGUACCGCCAUUCUUUAUUAUAUUACGAAUACGUGUGCCAAAUAUCUCGAAAAAAUAUUCAAAAUUACAGCCGCAAUCUUGGAACGCGUUUUCGCUACCUGUUGAUCGCUACUGUUUCCUCUUAAUAGUUAUAUCGUUGAUUGAUGAUUGAUUAUAUAAAGUUUAAUAGGGCUUUUCAUCGAUUGACAUUUGUUUCGAGCUUCUGUCAUGUGUCACAUAAUAUUAAUAUAUCUACGCCAUACGUCUUUGGUUUGUAUCAUUGUUAUAUACCAAUAACGUAUGACGUAGGUAUAUUAAUAUUAUGUGACACUGUUUUGUGACAAGUCAUUGUUUGCUGUUAAAUCGUGCAAAAAUGUCGUCCUCAUUUCAUGAGCCAUUGUCAGGGCGCGGUGACACUCUAUUGUUAUAUUAAUUUUAACAAAUUUGUUGCAAACGUAUUAGCAUUGUACAAGUUUAAGAUUAAAGUGCCAUUCUGGGACUGAUCAUCAUAAUAAAAAUGUCAUUCUGUGGGAGGUUUUUGGACUGAGACGUCUAUAUACAAUUAUAAGAUAUGGAUGGGACUUUAAAGAUGUAAAUACUGUAUAUGUUUUAAAAGUAGUCAGUCAUUCCAAAUAGUCAAGAUAUGAGUGUACAUAUUGUUAUACUUGCAGUGAUAGGCAAAAAUGUGAAAACAGGUACAUAAAUAUUUUUAGUUUGUUUAAAUGUUGUAAAACAUAAUCUAGUAGGUAAUUAUUGAUAUAACAUUUAAUUUUAUUUAAUAUUACAGUGGUAAUAUGUAUAUUAAGAUGUAGCAAAGUUUGUAUUAAACACGUGACUCUUUUUACAUAGUUUUUUGAGUAAUUGCCUCAAGUAAAGGUGGUUUUAUUGUCUUUACAUAGAAUCUAACGUCUGCAGCACAAAAUACCGAUCCAUGAAAAUGCCUUGAAAAAGACAUUGAAAAAUCUCUUUAUCUGACCACAAGUUCGCCAAAUCACUGAGUCAGUGCUAGAGUCUACACAAAGGAUUUAUGAAUUCAUGUAUGCUGUUAUCUUUCUUCUUCUUCAUGUACCAUAGCUAUCCUUUCAGAGCGUUCCUUUCAGAACGUUGGUUACCAUCAUAGCUAUCUUAAUUUUAUUCACUGCUACUCUAACUAGCAUGCUUGUAUCAACACCAUGCCACUCUCAUAAAUUCUUCAACCAUGAGGUUCUUCUUCGUCCUGCACUGCGUUUGCUGCUACUUUCCCUUUCAUAAUAUUUUGUAACAACCUAUAUUUUGGACUUCUCAUUACAUGUCCUAAAUACUCCAGCUUUCUCUUCUUGAUGCUUUUUAUAAUCGCAGUAGUCUUGCUAAGACGUUCUAGUAUUUUUGAGUUUCGAAUCUUCUCCACCCAAGAAACUUUAAAAUUCUUCUAUAGCACCACAUUUCGAACGCCUCAAGGCGAUUUAGAUCUUAUUCACAGUCCAGGACUCGACACCAUAGAGACCGAGAACAUGUAGCAGGGAGGUUGGCGGAUCCUCAAUGCCAAUUUUAGGUCUCUGUUACAUAAGACCUUAGACAUCCUUCUAAAAGCGGCUCUGGCCCAUAGGCGUAACCAGGGGGGAUUUUGGGGUUAUAACCCCCACCCCCCAUUGGGAUGUACUUUGAGCUCUAAUCGCAUAACACCAUACCCCCCAGAGAUCUUCCAGUAGUUGUAACACCCCCCUUAGGAUCAUCCUGGUUACGCCGUUACUCUGGCCUGCUCUAUCCUAGAUCUAAUUUCACCGUGACUCUCUGCGUUACAAUUUAAUUGAUAUCCAAGAUAAACAAUUUGAUCAACUUGCUCAAGUUUAGCAAGGUAGACGGUUUUAUAUUCUGUUGUAUACUUAUUACGAGUAUUUUCAGAUCCAGACCUGUUUCCUCAACGGUACUAUCAAGUAAUGUUUGCAGAUCUUCUUGAGUAGAAGCUAGGAGUACUGUGUCGUCCGCAUAUCGCAAAUUAUUGAUGACUUCACCGUUCACAAAUUAUUCCUUGUUCUUUUUCAGAAAGUGCAUUUCUGAAAAUUCUUUCGGAGUAAAUGUUGAAAAGCAGGAGCGACAAGAGGCAUCCCUGUCGUACUCCUCUAUUAAUAUUAAGAGCCUGUGAUUCCAAACCGUCUACUAAAACUGACGUUGUUUGAUUCCAAUACAAAUUUGCAAUUAUACGAAGGUCUCUGCCGUCCAAGCCAAUGUCUUUUAGAACUUUGAUUAAUAUUGAGAGCUUAUAUACAGAGUGUCCAGAUACUCUACCGACAAACGAAGACAGGAGAUUUUAUACAGUCGGAAAAAUGAAAGAAUACCCAUGAACGAUCACAUCAAUCACUUACUUUAUAUUUGCUGUAUUUUUCUAUAAAUAACAAACGUUUGUUAUAGAAAAAGACAGCAAAUACAAAAUAAAUGAUUGACGUGAUCGUUCAUGGGUAUUCUUUCAUUUUUCCGACUGUAGAUUAUUUCAUUCAUAGGAGAUUCUGACCAAUAGAAAGCUACAGACAUGCAAAUUAAGGUGAUAAUUUUUGAUAAUCUCCCGUCGUUAAGCAUAUUACGUCAGAUGCCCUUCGUUCCUACGAAAAAUACAUUCAGUGACAUUAAUGACAAAUGUUUUAAAAAUUAUAAAAGUGAUGACUUUCAACCGUCAAAUACAUAUUUAUAACAACUGUGUGUUUAAUUUCACUAAUUGGUACUUACAUAUAUAAAUUACAAUAAAAUUUUGGUUUUGAACAGUUUUAUUCAUGAAAUAAUCGCAACAAAUUGCACUCGAACUCUAAAAUUAAUAUAGAAUUUUAGAGCUCUUGUGCAAUUACUACUGAUAAUUUUAAGAUAAUUUAACCCAAUUCACCUAGUCCGAAAAUGCUUCCUAAGGGAGCUAGAGCUCUUUGAAGAUGGCGUCAUGUAAUUAGUUUUUCUUAAAUAACUCCAGAACGCUUCUAUUUAGAAAAACGAAAAUUGGUAUGCAUAUUUACUUUCCAGAAAUGAAUCGAUUCCAUCCAUUGUAAAUUUCUAGUACCGGUCAUAGGCGUCCGUUUUGGGUAGGGCAACGGUUAUUUUAUCGCAUAACUUUUUUGUCUUUAACUUUUAAGCAUUUCUGACACUGGAUUAUUAAAUUGUGAGGUAUUCUAGUACUCUUGCUUUAAGUCGGUAGGACACACCGUUUUCUAGAAAAAUCAAUUUAAAAGUUUUUCGUUUUGGGAAUUUAAAAAAAAAUUAAAAAAAUUUCCAAAAAAAAACGAUGUUUUUUACUCACUUAAAGCAAGAGUAACUUUUAGUACUCGAAUACCUCAUAAUUUAAUAAUCUAGUGUCAAAAAUGGUUAAAAAUUAAGAACAAAAAAGUUACGCUAUAAAAUAAUUGUUGACCUACCCAUAACGGACGCCUAUGACUGGUACUAGAAAUUCGCAAUUAAUGAAAUCGAUUUAUCUCUGGAAUAUAAAUAAAUGUACCAGUUUUUGUCUUUCUAAAUAGGUUUUUUUUGAAAUUUUUCUUUGAAAUUUAAAGAACGAAAAAUUUUCAAAUCGAUUUUUCUAGAAAACGGUGCGUUCUACUGGCUUAAAACAAGAGUACCUUUUAGUACUAGAAUACCUCACAAUUUAAUAAUCCAGUGUCAGAAAUGGUUAGAAGUUAAAUACAAAAAAGUUAUGCGAUAAAAUAACCGUUGCCCUACCCAAAACGGACGCCUAUGACCGGUACUAGAAAUUCACAAUGGAUGGAAUCGAUUCAUUUCUGGAAAGUAAAUACGCAUACCAAUUUUCGUUUUUCUAAAUAGAAGCGUUCUGGAGUUAUUUAAGAAAAACUAAUUACAUGACGCCAUCUUCAAAGAGCUCUAGCUCCCUUAGGAAGCAUUUUCGGACUAGGUGAAUUGGGUUAAAUUAUCUUAAAAUUAUCUAAAAAAUCUCCUGUCUUCGUUUAUCGGUAGAGUUUCUGGACACCCUGUAUAUAUUAUCGGUUUACAACGUUCACCGUCUUCCGAUACCCGUUCGCCAUUCCUCUUUGUCCGCACAUUGAUCUACUUACAGACCUCUUUCAUCCAUGGCUUUGUUUAUUCCUGCCUGCAAACUUUUCCUCGGUCGGUCUACCUCUUCUUCUUCUACCGUGCGGUUUCCAGUUUUGUACUUGUUUUGGGAUUCUGUCUUCAUGCAUUCUUUGUACGUGACCAAACCAUCGUAGUUGUAUUUCGUUGAUUUCAUCAUUUAUUGUAUGUGUGACCUUCAUUAUUUCUCGUAUCCGUUCAUUGGUGAUAUGUUCUCUUCUUGAUCUUCCUGCAGCUCUUCUCCAGAAAUCCAUUUCGGUGACCUCUAACAUUCGUUUUGAUUUUUCUUCAUAGACCAUAUUUCGCAGCUGUAUGUUAUAAUGCCCACUACGGCGUUAUAGAUCUUUUUCUUGUUUUGGUUGUUUAUCUAGGGUACUGAGGUUAGGAGCGUAGUUGAUUUCCUUCCUCGAGUAUUUCGUUCUUUAAUGGCUCCGUCCAGUGUUCCAUCAUUCGUGAUUUUCAUACCCAGGUAUUUAUAUUCGUUACAUUAACUGAUUGUUUCUCCUCCUUCUAGUAUUAAGUCCUGCUGCGUUCCACCGAUAUUCAUAUAUUUGGUUUUUCCUAUGUUGAUCUCUAGUCCCCAUUUCCUGUAUUCCUCUAUUAGCUUUCUUGUCAUGUAACAGAUAUCAGAUUGAGUGCUUAACAUGAUCAAAUGCCUUUUGGAAGUCGAUAAAACAACAGUAUAUGUUUACAGAUGUCACGACAUCUUUGAGUAUGUAUAUUCAUCCCGAGCAAUCCUUCUCUCGUUCCAAACCAGUUACGGAAACCAAACUGUGUGUCACUUAGGUAUUCUUCCCAUUUAUUAUAAAUACGACCAUAUAUUACCUUCAGAAAAAUUUUCAAUAAAGGGUUUGACAAACCGGUGGUUCUAUAAUCAGCGCAGGUUUUUGCUGUUAUCUUCUUAGGUAGAGUUAUGAACAAUGAAUUCGACCAACUAUGAGGUAGGUGUCCGCAUCAUUUAUAAGCUUGUUUAUUUCAGUUGGAAUUUCAUCAGGAUCUGUCGCAGUUACGUUUGAAUUUCUUUAUUUGCUAAGAGAGUGAGUCUUAUUUGAAAUGAUCUUUGAGUUAAGAAUUUUUUCUCAUGCAUGUUAUUUCAUGAUCUCUGGUGAAUAAAUUCCAUGUUAUAUAGGCUGUUUCACUUUGCCACAAGAUGUAAACAAGAAGAAGAAGUCUAUAAGACCAAUACUCUACAUCUAUCAGGUUAGAACACAAGUUAAAAAUGUCCCUUACAAAUAAUCAUCAAUAUAUCAAAAGAUAUUUACCUACUUAUUACUAUCUAAUUAUCUGGUAUUACAUUUUGUCCAUCACUGUAUACUAGAUAUUAAGUUAUAUACUUUGUGUAAGAACCAACCAAAAUACAAAAAGUUAAAUAUCCCAUUUUUAUGAGUUUAAAUAAUAAAAGAUAGGUGGGAUAUGUACAUAUUUUUAUGAUUUAGAUUUUAAACAUUUAUACACCCUUACAAUAUACCUUAACAAGAUCAUUAUAUUGCCUGCAUAAUUUAUUUUAAAAUUUUGGAGACUGUUUCAAUUGAAAUAUAUUUGAAUAAAUGUUUAUCAGAGCAUAA